Messenger RNA from Trichobilharzia regenti, 576 nucleotides. The record is from the annotation of a GenBank genome assembly. NCBI's taxonomy places the organism in Eukaryota, Metazoa, Platyhelminthes, Trematoda, Strigeidida, Schistosomatidae.
AUGCCAGCCAAACGGCGGUUCACCUCUCGUUUUCCCACGACAAGGAUAAAGAAAAUCAUGCAACUAGAUGAAGAAAUCGGAAAACUAACUGCUACUGUACCUCCAGUUGUUUUAUUUUGCAGCAAAUAUGUCAUUGAGAAUGAACCUCGAUAUGCUUUCCUCCGAUCCCUUGUUGCGGAUGUUCCUGAAUUGAAGCCUAACAGUCGAAAACCAAGCAAUUCUAAAAGCAAUAUCGACUCGGAUGCACAGUCAGAAAGCAGUGAUGCCUCUUUAUCAGGUGUCGAUGAACCUCAUCCCAGGACCUUAUCUUCAAAUACGAAAAAGUCAACUCGACAAAAACGUAGACAGUCACCAUGCUCUCGAAACGUUAAUAAGCGCAUGCCUUCUUUGGAUGAAAAUCCAGGUUCAUUAGCACAAGGUCUUGGCUCUUCAGUGGAUCUAAUGUCAGCAAGUAAAGCCAGUAAGGUUCGCAGAAAUGGUAAAAGCGUCAGUAAUUCAGAGACUAGUUCCGUUUCAUUUGACAGUUCUAGUGUUCGUAAUGAAGGUCUAGUCGAUUGUCGAUAUACCGAAGCAUAA